Messenger RNA from Python bivittatus (Burmese python), 619 nucleotides. It is a transcript of the gene ATP6V0E1, whose product is annotated as ATPase H+ transporting V0 subunit e1. The record is from RefSeq and is a predicted model, not a curated record. NCBI's taxonomy places the organism in Eukaryota, Metazoa, Chordata, Lepidosauria, Squamata, Pythonidae. Gene Ontology annotation, biological process: proton transmembrane transport. Gene Ontology annotation, molecular function: proton-transporting ATPase activity, rotational mechanism. Gene Ontology annotation, cellular component: proton-transporting V-type ATPase, V0 domain.
AGCGGGGUGGCAAUCAGCCGUAGCGUUGGCUAGAGCCGGAGUUGGUGGAAGGAGGCAGCUAUGGCGUACGGCGGCCUACUAGUGCCUAUCAUCGUCAUGAGCGUUUUCUGGGGGGUGAUCGGUGGAGUUCUGCCGUGGUUUGUUCCCAAAGGCCCUAACCGGGGUGUUAUUAACACAAUGUUGGUGACAUGUGCUGUGUGCUGCUACCUAUUCUGGCUGAUUGCCAUUCUGGCUCAGUUGAAUCCUCUCUUUGGACCACAGUUAAAAAGUGAGACAAUCCUGUAUCUGAAGGAACACUGGCCUUAACACUUAUUUCCAUGUCUAUGGCAGUAUGAGCUAGGUUAUGAUAAAGCUCCAUUGAUUGAACGAUGCCUUUAAUAUAUUUUGAAUCCAUCCACAUCUACCUUAAUGCCUUUGUUCUGUUAUGAAGAAUAUUUAACUCAGACUUUUUAAUACUCCUGAAGUGCCUAAUGGGUAUUUUGUACCUGAUUUCUGUACAAUUUUGCUUGAAUUUCAAGUGUUACAAAAUGUUCCAUCAUUCCUAUGAUGAUGGCUAGGUGUACUGAGAACACCCUGUAUCCCACCAAACAAACCUGGAAUAAAUUUCUAUUCUGUUUAA